Messenger RNA from Podarcis raffonei (Aeolian wall lizard), 807 nucleotides. Its product is annotated as phospholipase A2 inhibitor gamma subunit B-like. Gene Ontology annotation, cellular component: extracellular region. Bases 136 to 744 code for a protein of 202 amino acids. Lineage: Eukaryota; Metazoa; Chordata; Lepidosauria; Squamata; Lacertidae. The transcript has 6 exons. Gene Ontology annotation, molecular function: phospholipase inhibitor activity. The record is from RefSeq and is a predicted model, not a curated record.
GGAACUCUCCCUCUCGCAUCUUUUUAAUCCUCCGGCUCUCCUACCAUCAGAGACCAUCCACACACAGCUUUAGGCUCUGGCAACACGGAUAAAUAUUUUGUGCAACCACUCUUGCACCGUGUAUUUCCUGUCACCAUGAAAGCUCUCCUGGAACUCUUCUUCUUCACUCUGCUUCUUACUAUAGGUGCCUCACUGGACUGUGAAACUUGCAUGGUCUUCAACACCGACAAUAUUGAGUGCCAGAAGAAGACUUGUGAUGCUGGCCAAGAUACUUGUGUUGUUGGUGUGAGCAAAACCUCAGUAGAUGGACAAAGCAUUCUGAGCUCAGUGAAAACCUGUCAGUCUUCCGACAUCUGUAAUCUUUUGGCACCAGUUCAUAUGCAUUUUGGCAAGGAUAGGGUCAUGCAGGCAAAUGGCGACUGUUGCACAGGAGAUGUCUGUAUCACAGCCUCUCCUCAGUUGCCACCAGUCAACACCACGACCAAUGGAAAACAAUGCCCUGCCUGCUUUUCUUUGGCAAGCUGCAACCCGGAGAUGGUAGAUUGUACUGGCUCUGAGGACUACUGCUUUGAGGUGGUCACGCAACUCAUGGCAGGACAGUCUAUGAGCACCACUCUGAAGGGCUGUACUACUGAGUCUUUCUGUACUGCAAUACAAAGUGGCAAGGUGAACUUGGCCAAUAUUGGUGUUUCUCUUGCAAAAGCUGAAUGUCAGCCAGCCAGCAGGGCUGUUCCCUCAGCGUGAUCCCUAUGAGACAACAGGGUGAAGAUUCUCCUGUAAGGAACCCAGUGUGGCAACACAGCACCA